CCCGGGUGCUGGCCGGGGCGCUGUCCUCGCGGGGCCGCGCCGGGUGGACGCCGGGGCGGGCGGAGAACGGUGAGUGAGGCGAACGGCCGCCGUCCAGCCAGGCUCGGGCUCGGGCGGGGCGCGCUCCGGACCACCGAGAGCGAGGCCUCCUCGCCGCCCAGAGCGGCCCGGAAGUAGCUCGGCGUGGCCGCGUCGGGGCGGAAGCGGGCGCGCAACUGUCCCGGAGCCGGCGCCGCGACCUCGAGGCGGUGCGGCUGGUCCCCCGGUUCCCCGUUGCCCGCCGCUCGGCCCCUCGAGAGUCUCCUCAGCCGUUCACUUGUGCAGCAUCCCUUCCCCCUGCUUGUUCGUCCGCCCUCCCGCUUUCUGGCCCGCCGUCUGUCUCAGGUUUACCUCCCCAUCCACUGACCCAUUCACCCGUCCCUCGUGCUGCUCCCCGGCCGCGCCUCGUCCCCCGUUUACUCGCGGGGUCUCGCAGACCUCCCCCACGCUGCGUCCGUGCGCGCUGGGCGGGCCGCCGCCUCCGAGCCUUUGCUGAGCCUCCCCUUCGCCGGGCAUCCCGCCCCGCCCCGCGCGCCCGCUGCGCUCCGCUCCCGGCGCUCCCGAGACCAGAGCCCGCUGGGCGUCCCUGCGCGGCGCCUCCCCUUUGUCCACCCGGCGUGUGUUGUCCUGUUCUCGUAGGGGAGAGCCCAGGCCUGGGGGUUGCCGUCGGGUGGGAGCCCACUGUUGGGGGUGUGAGAGACGCGGCCCGACCCAGGAGGUGGCCUCGGACCUGUGACCAUGGCUCAUCUUUGUGACUCCAGGUCCAGAGGAAGUACCCUGGGCCAUGUGGCCAUCCUGCCCUCCCUGGGAACGGGCAUGAUGUCUGCCCAGACAAGCAAGGCAUUGGCCCUGGUUCCCCGGGUCCUCCAGAGUACACCAACGCUGGUGGUGGGUGGUCCUGGCCCUGAGACCCCAGGCCAGCGCUUCUUGGGGUUCCGCUACGAGGAGGCCAAGGGGCCUCACAAGGCCCUGGCCCAGCUCUGGGAGCUGUGCCGCCAGUGGCUGUGGCCCGAGGUGCGCUCCAAGGAGCAGAUGCUGGAGCUGCUGGGGCUGGAGCAGUUCCUGGGCACCCUGCUCCCUGAGAUCCAGGCCCGCGUGUGGGGACAGUGGCCAGGCAGCCCUGAGGAGGCUGCUGCCCUGGUUGAGGGGCUGCGCCAGGAGCUGGCUGGGCAGGGACUCCAGGUGAGAGUGGGCUGGGUGGGGCUGGGUCUGCUUCCUCCUAAGCCUGGCUCACAGCCCCCAGCUGGGGCUGGGGCUGGUGGGUGAAGGUGCUGUGGGUGAAUGACGGUGAGAGCUUGGUGGUCUCGGUUCGGACUUCAGAGUCAGACAGAUGUGCUCAAGGUCACGUGUUCUCAGCAUCGUGUCCUCAGAACGUGGAGAAGUAGGGGACGGGCACUGAGAAACGUGAAGCUGGCUGCUGUGU
Messenger RNA from Diceros bicornis minor, 1462 nucleotides. RefSeq names its product myeloid zinc finger 1-like. NCBI's taxonomy places the organism in Eukaryota, Metazoa, Chordata, Mammalia, Perissodactyla, Rhinocerotidae. The record is from RefSeq and is a predicted model, not a curated record. The transcript has 2 exons. Bases 778 to 1305 code for a protein of 175 amino acids.